CAAUUCUGUGUGUCCCUGAGUAACAAUUCUGUGUCCCUAAGUAACGUUUCUGUGGCCCUAAGUAACGUUUCUGUGGCCCUAAGUAACGAUUCUGUGGCCCUAAGUAACGUUUCUGUGGCCCUAAGUAACGUUUCUGUGGCCCUCAGUAACAAAAUUCUGUGUCCCUCAGUAACAAUUCUGUGUCUGUCCCUAAGUAACAAUUCUGUGGCCCUAAGUAACGUUUCUGUGGCCCUAAGUAACGAU
Molecule: messenger RNA, 243 nt
Organism: Staurois parvus
Lineage: Eukaryota; Metazoa; Chordata; Amphibia; Anura; Ranidae
Source: the annotation of a GenBank genome assembly